This is a messenger RNA of Vespa crabro (European hornet), 2143 nucleotides long. RefSeq lists its product as uncharacterized. The transcript has 3 exons. Gene Ontology annotation, biological process: sleep; positive regulation of voltage-gated potassium channel activity; regulation of synaptic transmission, cholinergic. Lineage: Eukaryota; Metazoa; Arthropoda; Insecta; Hymenoptera; Vespidae. Bases 424 to 882 code for a protein of 152 amino acids. The record is from RefSeq and is a predicted model, not a curated record.
AAUAAUGAUAAGUAUAAAUUCAAUAAUGUACUAACACUAUUUAUUUUAACUAAUACUAAUCCAAUUGUUAUGUCACAUAUGAGAAUAAUAUAACCUAUACUGUUUAUUGAUUGAUAUGAUAGACGCAUGGGGAAGACAAUGUUACGCUGUUUGAGCUUGUAGUUUAUAUCGUGAUAUAAAUUACAAAUUAGUCGAUACCUGUCUCUAAAGUCAAAUACGCUUCGGGCGAAAUGUGAUGAACUAACUUAUGUCUUAAGAUAAUGAUCUAAACAACAAGUAUGACUAAUACGAUAUAAGUUCGAAGUUGAAAGAUUUGAACGCCAUCUGUAGUCUCUCUUUCGUACUACGCGUUUAGCGUCUUUAGUUCAAGGCGUGUCAUUUUUCUAUUUGUUUGAAUGUACGAAUUAUAUUAUUUUAUUCGUAAUGAGUUCGGAAAAUAUAAUUCGCUUGAUCACAGUUCUAUUUAUCUUAAUUUGCUGUAUUGAACAAGGUUUCUCAAUAAAAUGUUGGGUAUGCAGAUCCGACUCCGAUCCAAAAUGUGCAGAUCCUUUUGAUAAUUCUACAGUACCAAUCACAGAUUGUAAGCAAGAGCCAGAUUUAGAACAUUUACCAGGUGUACGACCAACCAUGUGUCGUAAAAUACGUCAGAAAGUCAAUGGGGAAUGGAGAUAUUUUCGCAGUUGUGCUUACAUGGGUGAGCCGGGAAUAGCGGGAGAUGAACGCUUUUGUCUUAUGAGAACCGGAACAUAUAACAUUUUUAUGGAAUAUUGUACUUGCAAUAGUAAGGAUGGCUGUAAUUCAGCAUAUAAGGAUCAUGGAAGUUUACUAUUACUCUUACUUACAAUGAUAAUUUCAUUAGAAUAUGUACUUCAUAUCUUUUAAAAAGCAUUGCCAAAAUUAAUGAAAAGAUCUGAAUUAUUAAGUAACAUAAAACUUUUACAAGUGCCUUUGUAACAUAAAUAAGUAAUUAGUACUUACGAGCAACGAUGAUGUAUCUGUUUAAAGAUUUACAAAGAGUUCGUGGCAUAAUAUCUCUUUAAAAUCUAUUAUUUCGUACACACAAUCUUUUUAUAAAUAUUUUAUACCAAAAAUGUUUUUAUAUUUUUUACAAAUAUUAUAAAUUAUACUUAAAACAUUGUUUUCCAUGUCAGUAUCAUUAGUACAAACAGUUCUAACAAGAUUAACGUAUAUCUGAUAUAAAAUCAGAAUAAUUUUAAUUAAGACUGUUAAUGCCGUCCAAAUAGAUGCAAAUUAACUUAGUAAUAUUGGAAACUGUGUGAAAGAUUUUUUUUAUUUAUAUAUAUAUAUAUAUAUAUAUAUAUAUAUUACAUUCCUUUAAGAAAGUUAUUUUCUUACAAGACUACCUGUAAUGCAUAUCACACUAGCAGUGUUGAUAAUAUUGUGUAAUAAUAAGCAGUUAAUAAUCCGUCCAAGAUUUAUAUCUAUUAAAUAUUUUAUAUCUCUGUAAUAGAAUGGAUAAUAAAACAAAGAUAAAAAGAAAUAAAAUACAUAGAAGAAAAUAUAUUAUUAACAAUAUAUCGAGUUUUAAAAUAAUUCUCUGCGCAAAUAUCGUGUAUUCCAAUAGUAAUAUUUCACCUUAAAAAAAUAAAACAAUAAAGAUAACAUAUAUUAUAAUAAAAUAAAUAUGAAAAUAGAAAGACGCUUAUUAUACAAUAUUACGUGAAAAAUACAUGUUCCGCGCGUUUUACAAGAUCAUAAAUAAUUAAUAUUUUUUUGGCAUUGUCAUUAGUCGUUACGAAUUCUAGAAUUAUAUUAAUUAUAUCAAUAUAAAAUAAAUAUGUGACAACAAUUUAUAUAAAAGUUUGAUUAUUAUACUUAAAGCUCGUUUCUCAUCGAUGAUUGAAAGUUAUGCUUAUGUUAAUGAUAUUGUGUUAAUAUUAUUUGUAUAGUAGUUCUUAUGCAGACAAAAGAUUUAAGAUAAUAAUUCAUAAUUUUCGGUCGAUUUUAUGUGAUUAUUAAUCGAAAAAUUAUUUAGUCGACACUUCGGUGAUUUGAUAUAAUACGAAAUACAUUUUUACUACAGUAAAAAAGUGAUUGUCAUAAAUGGCAGUCUGAUUGGACUAGUAUCGAUUAAAAAUAAUUAAAAAAAAAAGAAAAAAAAAAAAGAAUAUAUUUACAAAUG